AUGGUCAAAUGGAGAGAUAACUUGCCUACAGCUGUGAACAUCUUAAACAAUAGGCCACUCUCAGAUCAUGACACUCCCCUCACUAGAAUGAUCGCACUCAAUAUACAGGGUAAACCAUAUGUAACUAACACAAUCACAUAUUGGGAAACAGAGGAGGGAGCCUUGGCACUAUACAGGGCUACCCCAGAGGCUGCAGGAAUAGACUUGCAUGCCAGAAAGGAGGAAAGACUUAAAAGAGGGCAAGUUCAGAUGUUCCCCACAGGUAUAGGAAUACAAAUACCCCCGGGACACUUUGGACUAAUUACACCCAGAUCUAGCCUCGCCCUUAAAGGGAUACAUGUAAUGGGAGGGGUCAUAGACGCUGAUUACCAAGGAGAAAUAAAGGUCCUUUUGUUAAAUCAGGGACCACAAGACUUGCUAGUGCAAGAAGGGGUCAGAAUAGCCCAAUUGGUUAUCAUCUCCAUUUACCAGGGACAGGUACACAAAGGAACAGCCCCCAUCUUACAAACAGUAAGAGGAGAUAAGGGAUUUGGCUCUACUAACCUAAAUCCAGGGGCCAAAGUCUGGGUGAGGGCAGAGAAAGGCCCCCCAGAACCAGCAGACAUUAUUGCAACAGGCAAUGACAAUACCGUGA
Messenger RNA from Pelobates cultripes (western spadefoot toad), 634 nucleotides. The record is from the annotation of a GenBank genome assembly. Lineage: Eukaryota; Metazoa; Chordata; Amphibia; Anura; Pelobatidae.